This is a messenger RNA of Zingiber officinale, 2059 nucleotides long. RefSeq lists its product as uncharacterized. The record is from RefSeq and is a predicted model, not a curated record. Bases 99 to 1847 code for a protein of 582 amino acids. The transcript is spliced from 3 exons. NCBI's taxonomy places the organism in Eukaryota, Viridiplantae, Streptophyta, Magnoliopsida, Zingiberales, Zingiberaceae.
GGCGCGACCUCUAUGCUACGCCUUCCCUCCUCUCACUCUUCGUCUCAUUUAAUUGACUCCGCGUCAGGGGCGGCGGAUUUAGGCAGCCGGCGAUCUCGAUGGAGCAGAUCGUAGCAUCACUUGCCUCUUUGGUGCGGCCGCCGCCCCCGCCGCCGCCGUCAUCCCGUGAGCAGAUCGUCAUGGAGAAACCAAGAGAGGAGAAGGAGAGAGAACUGGGAGAAGUGAGGAGGAAGCCUCUGGAGAGGACGGUGGAGGUUAAAGGGGGAGGAUGGAUCCUCAUCCUCGGCGGACUCCUCGUCGCAUCCGCCGCCGCCUCCAUCGUCGCUCGCAGAGCGCAAUCAAAGCGAUCGGCGAAUGAGAAAGGUGAGGGCUUGGACGGCGAUGAAAUACAGGGAAAGGGCGACAUUGAUAGAUCAAUCAGCGUCCAGGAGGAUGAUUCUGUCAAACCAAAGGAAAGUUUUUUGGAUGAUGAAGAACUUCCUAUUUGCAGCAAGCCUGUGAUGAACCACCUCAGUGAUAUAUUUUUGAGGCAAAGAGACUUGGCACUGCAUAAUGAAAUAGGGGAAAAAGAUAUUAGCUCAACUGAUCAAUGUGGAAAUUAUGAGCCUCAAGAACAAGUUCAGCAAAUCUUAGAAAACUCUCAAUCUGUUCUCGUAGAUGACACAAAAGAAGAAGACGACGAAGAAGAGCCUAUAUUGGUUGAUUAUCACAUGGAUGUAGUGAGAAACCAGAGAGUAUCAGUCUUGGAGAAAACAGAGUUUGUUUAUGUCGGGAAAGUAGGAAAAGUAGAAGUUAUGUCAGUUCUGAAAUCUGAGUUAGAGAUGAGCCAGCAGCAAUUUGAGGAGCUUUUAGAUGCACAUGAGAUCGCUUUAAUCCAUGGAGAAAAAGAUGAUCAAGAAGAUUCGGAACAUGGAAUGAACCAUCAUCGCCAAACUGAGCUGGUUGUUCAGAGGUUGAUACCUGCAUUGGGCAAUGAAGAUAAAGAAGAUGAGUCCUCACCAAGGAAGCACAAACUGAUGCAAAUGAGGAAGUGCGAUGCAAUAAACAUGGCAAACAAGAAUGUUGGAGCUAUCAUGAUAGAGAGAGACGAAGAAGAUUUAGUUUUUGCAGGGAAAAGUUCACCCAGAGAAUUUGAGUUUGAGAUGGCUGAGAGCAAACCUAAUGUAUCAGGAGAAUCAGAGCCGUUUGCAGCAAAGGUAAUGGAUGAACAACAAGAAGAGGCAGCACCACAAGGUGUACUUGAAGAGACAAAUUCUCAGUUGCCGAUAAACCAAGAGCAGACUGAACAAUUUUUAGACGAAUGUAACCACAAAAAUGUUGAAGAGAUAUUGCUUGUUGAAUCUGAGCCUGAGAUAAACCGUCGCCAAACUGAUCAGAUUUUGGAGGAAUGGACUGAUCAGAUUUUGGAAGAGUUGGAGCUUUCCUCGGUCAAUGAACAAAAGGAGUCAUCUGAGUCUCAGAUCCAGAUGACCGAGUCCAAUUCAGAAAUGUUGACAGAAUCAGAGUCUUUAUCACUGAAUGAAGAUGGAGGGGAAGAGGUCAAACCAUCAUCAACUGAACUUCAAGAAGAGACAACAUCUGAGGUGGAGAUGAGCCAACCACAAAAUGAGCAACAUUCAAAUGAUGCAAAGCUAGAAAAAGAAGAAAUUGAAGAAAAAAACAUUGCUACUUGCAUUGAAGGGAGGAAGAAGAUCACAGAAAAUAUGAUGGCAGAAAAGCUCAUGACAAUUAGAGAGAAGGCAGUGAUAUUAGAGAAAUUCCUAAUGGAUAUUCCUGAAAGAUUGCUACUUGCAUUGCUGGUGAUGGCACUGACACUAGUGCUUCUUUCUUUCUUUCUUGAAAAGUGAUGGCUCCCAGUAAAGCCCUCUCACCAGCCCUCCCUAUUGGUUCUAUCAGGUCCUUUUGUCCCUCUAAUAAGAAUUUACAGAAAAUAUAGCUGUAAUUUUUUGGUUCUAAAAUUACUUCUUGGCAUAGUUUUGCCCUGUUAUUUGCAUCAGAAUCACGUAAUGUCUCUGUUUACAGCCAAGAAAUUAUUCCAAGGUACCAAUUUGUGUCUGAA